Molecule: messenger RNA, 2118 nt
Organism: Manis pentadactyla (Chinese pangolin)
Lineage: Eukaryota; Metazoa; Chordata; Mammalia; Pholidota; Manidae
Gene: RNF215
Product: ring finger protein 215
Exons: 8
Coding region: 114-1268 (384 amino acids)
Biological process (GO): negative regulation of canonical Wnt signaling pathway; Wnt receptor catabolic process; ubiquitin-dependent protein catabolic process
Molecular function (GO): ubiquitin protein ligase activity; frizzled binding
Source: RefSeq, a predicted model, not a curated record
GCGCCCCGCCCUGUCCGGCCGCGGUUUCGCUCCCCCGGUUUCCUCCGCGUCCGCCGCGCCCCCCACGCCCAGGACCCCGGCGCCCCUUUCUCGUCUGCUCGCCGGGUCCAGCCAUGGGCCCCGCCGCUCGCCCCGCGCUGAGGGCGCGGCUGCCGCUGCCGCCGCCGCCGCCGUCCCCGCCGCCGCCGCCGCCGCCACUGCUGGCCCUGCUGGCCCUGCUGCCGCUCUGGCUGGGCCUGGCGGGGCCCGGGGCCGCGGCGGACGGCGGCGAGCCUGCGGCCGGGGCAGGGCGGGGCGGGGCCCGCGCCGUGCGGGUGGACGUGAGGCUGCCGCGGCAGGACGCUCUGGUCCUGGAGGGAGUCAGGAUCGGCCCCGAGGCCGACUCGGCGCCCCCGCUGGGCGGCCGCCUGCUGCUGAUGGACAUGGUGGAUGCUGAGCAGGAGGUGCCGGUAGAAGGCUGGAUCGCGGUGGCGUAUGUGGGCAAGGAGCAGGCGGCCCAGUCCCACCCGGAGAGUCAAGGCAGCGGUCCGCAGGCCUAUCCCAGGGCCCUGGUCCAGCAGAUGCGGAGGGCACUCUUCCUAGGAGCCUCUGCCCUGCUUCUCCUCAUCCUGAACCACAAUGUGGUGCGAGAGCUAGACAUAUCGCAACUUCUGCUCAGGCCGGUGAUUGUCCUCCAUUAUUCUUCCAACGUCACCAAGCUGUUGGAGGCAUUGCUGCAGAGGACGCAGGCCAUGGCUGAGAUCACCAGUGGAGAGUCCCUGUCAGCCAACAUCGAGUGGAAGCUGACCCUGUGGACCACCUGUGGCCUCUCCAAGGAUGGCUACGGAGGAUGGCAGGACUUGGUGUGCCUGGGAGGCAGUCGGGCCCAGGAGCAGAAACCCCUGCAGCAGCUGUGGAAUGCCAUCCUGCUGGUGGCCAUGCUCCUGUGCACAGGCCUUGUGGUCCAGGCCCAGCGGCAGGCGUCGAGGCAGAGCCAACAGGAGCCCGGAGGCCAGGUGGACCUGCUCAAGCGCCGUGUGGUGCAGAGACUGGCGUCUCUCAAGACCCGGCGCUGCCGUCUGGGCAGGGCAUCGCAGGGCCCCCCAGAACCUGGGGCUGAGACCUGCGCCGUGUGUUUGGACUACUUCUGCAACAAGCAGUGGCUCCGGGUGCUCCCUUGUAAGCAUGAGUUUCACCGGGACUGCGUGGACCCCUGGCUGAUGCUCCAGCAGACGUGUCCACUGUGCAAAUUCAACGUCCUGGGUGAGCACCAAGGGUGGGGGCCCUAGGCUGGCUAUGCCUGGUCCCCGCCUGACAUCUCUUCCCUGUUCUUUUUCCACCUCCCCUGCAGGGAACCACUACUCAGAUGACUAGCUGCCCCAGCUGGGUCUCUGCACAGUGGGAAGGGACCCCUCUCCUGGAACAGGAGAUCAGGAUGGACAGGACAGAAGGCCCUGUGGGCGGGAGAAAGACAGGGGCCUCCCCUGCUGAGGGGCAAAGUGCCCCACCACAUCCACACUGGGAAGGAGGGGCCGCUGAGCCCCGGGGCCAAGGAUGCAGUGCCUGGACCUGCCCGGUCAAAGAAGGGAAGCCACUUUGGGGCCCUUCUCUGCCGUCCCUGGGUGUCUGUCUCUGCUCUCCUCAUAGGCAGCUCCCACGACCCUGGGCAGGGCCCUGGGGAAGGAGGGUAAGGGGCAGUGUGGCUGUGCCCUCUUCUGUCCGGGCAUUCCUGGAGGCUGAGGCUGCAGUGGCCAGGUUUUGUGCUUAUUUAUUGGGGGGGAGGGGGCCUGGGGGAGAAGCUGUCUGGCCUUGGAGGUCCCCUGGCCUGAGCAUCUCUCAGGACGCAUCUCAGUCGAGGUUGCGAUGUUCCACCCAGAGGCCCUUCCACUGCUUGCUUCCCUAGGUCCUCGGACACUAAGAGCUGUGGGUCCCACUGCCUGUCCAGCUGGGCUCCCUUCCCGGGACCAGAGGCCUUAGAAGCCAUCCAGGCCUGUGCCCCGCAGGGCUACAGGUCACUGACCAGGAUACUUGAAGCCGCAGGAUAAAUGUGGUGCAUCUUCCAGGGGCAUCCAUUUUUUAAAGAAGGUUUGGGGUAGAGGAGGUUUAAUAUUAAAAUAAACAUGAGUAUAUUUUAACUUA